AGGCUUAAUAUCGGACAAUUACGUUAGGUUAUAUUUAAUGGUUGCUGGUAUAGCUUGAAUGAAACUGAACUGUAAAACGGUAUUUUUACAUUUUACUGUAGCAGUUUGUUCUUGAAGAUGACAAAAUUAAACUGUGUUAACCUUGAUAAGUUUAUGGAGGAGUUUGCUCUGCUAGAACAGAAAAUUACAGAAGUUAAUGGCAAAAACAACGUGUUGGAAAUCAUGCUGGAGGACGCCAAUAGACUCAUGAAAUUCUAUCUGACCAAGGAAAAAAAUCUUAUUGAGGAGAGAGACAGCCUUCUUGUCACAGUGAACAGACUGCAGCAGACUUUGCAGGAGCAGUGCAACCUCAGAGUGGAGAAUGAGAGACUAAAGAACGACAAGGCGGACCUGAAACGACAGAAUGAGAGAACAGCAGAGGAUGGAGAGGCUGAGGUUCAGAGGCUUAUCAGUGAAAUGAGAGCAGUAGAAGAGAGACACAAGAGGGAGCUAGAGACUGUAAGGCAGCAGUGCAGGAGAGAGGUGGAGGACGCCCACAAGGAGGCGUUCAAUCAGUUGGAAGCUAAAGAUGCUGAAGUAAAGACGCUGCUGAAGAAAAAGGAUGUAGAUCUGGAAGAGAUGAAGAAGAGGCUGAAGGACCAGGAGAGGGAGCGGCAGAGCGAACUCCUGAAGUUACAGAUGGAGUUUGGUGCAAAGUUAGCCAGAGUUCAGAGUACAGCUCAGUGGAGCCAACAACAGCAGCAGCAGCAGCAACACGGAUCCCAACUUCUUCCACAGAGUGUCUUCAAGAGGAAGUUGAUGUACAUCCAAGAGGAGAAGAACAAGGAGAUUGUGGCUCUGCGUCAGAGAAUCAAAGAGCUGGAAGAGAGCCAGCGUGUCGGGGGAUUCAAUGACAGCCGUUCGAAGAAGAGAAAGAUCUAGUUUGUAAAGGUCAACAGUGCUAACAAGCUGCUGACCUGUCAGCUCUGCAGGUUCAUGAAUCUGCAGGAGACCCAGGGGUCAGAAGUUACCAAAGUGUUUUGAAAUUUCCAGAUUUAAAUUUAAAUUCUGUAACUCAGUUCUUCAAAUGAACCGUUGCCUCAUUUUAUAGGACAUUUGUUCGACUUUACAGCCUCUUGUGUACUGUCAUACACAGAUUUGCAGUUUCACCCCCUUGCUCGCAGGUGACCAGUGUGUGGAGAGUACAAUUAAACACAGGCCGUGUUCCUGUCUAAGGCUUUAA
Messenger RNA from Thunnus maccoyii (southern bluefin tuna), 1222 nucleotides. Its product is annotated as coiled-coil domain-containing protein 152-like. Lineage: Eukaryota; Metazoa; Chordata; Actinopteri; Scombriformes; Scombridae. The record is from RefSeq and is a predicted model, not a curated record. The transcript is spliced from 8 exons. Bases 118 to 921 code for a protein of 267 amino acids.